Messenger RNA from Lytechinus variegatus (green sea urchin), 703 nucleotides. RefSeq lists its product as uncharacterized. The record is from RefSeq and is a predicted model, not a curated record. Lineage: Eukaryota; Metazoa; Echinodermata; Echinoidea; Temnopleuroida; Toxopneustidae. The transcript is spliced from 2 exons. Bases 62 to 433 code for a protein of 123 amino acids.
CAGUGCUGGCACAUUUUCCCCCAUCUUACUUCGUCGAUGUUAAUGUUAAUGCCUUUUUAUCAUGCUUAUUCCAUCCUUGCAGAAAGCCGACAUCGACUUUACCUGCAUCUCGACUCACGUGACAGCUACGAAAUCUAACUUGGUCAAGUGUAAAGGUGGCAAGGGCAAGAACAUGGCAGAGCUUAGAACUUGGAUGGAAACUCUUACGGGCAUGGAGGAUUACUCCGACAAGAAAUUCACCAGCUUCGUAGAAAACAUCAACGACAAGUUCAUCGACAAGCUAAUUCAUAACCUGGAGGAGCGAUUCCAAGAUUCCGAAAUCUUGGAAUUGUUCCAAGCUUUCAGGCCUGGUACUGAAGACGAGGAGCCGAUUCAGCCCUUUAACGACGAUCUUGAGGUGUGUAAUAUUUGUUCCUUGCUCGAUAUCAAUUAAAGUUAGGCGUCGUUUGUUUUAAUUCUGCUAUUUUGAUCCUCUCAGUAUCAAUACCGCAACCAAAAAAAAAAAAUAUUGUUAACUUUAUCAGGAUCUUACGGUUCUGGAGCGACGCCGCGACGGGGUAAAAAAGUUCCCUUUCAGUUCAAAACAGAUGACUCGUGAUAUGAUACAUGAUUAUAAAAUUAGAAAACGCUCGGUGAUGUUAUCUGUUUCUUCAAUAAUUGCAGACACUCUGCCAACACUUCGACGUUGACUUUCAGCAGGCGG